AUGGAAGAAAAUCAAAAUCUAAAAAUUAUUCUUCUUGGAAACUCAAAUGCUGGCAAAACAAGUUUAAUCAUCAAAUUCAAAACAGACAGGUUCUCUACAGAUUCUGUCAACACUAUUGGAAUUGAUUUGAAUAUGGAGAAAAAUGUAAAGAUUAACAAUCAGCUUUACGAUAUUGCUAUAUGGGACACAGCUGGAUAGGAAAUCUAUAUUAAGAUGGUCAAAUUUUCAGCCAAAGAUGCAAAUACAGCAAUGAUUUGCUUUGAUUUGAGUGAGUCCAAUUCUCUCGAAAAUGUUGCCACCUGGAUCUAAUUGCUAAGAGAAGAAGGCCCGUAAAAUAUUUAAAUAAUUAUUAUUGGGACCAAAAAAGAUCUACCCACCAAAUAUACUUAAGAGUAACUUUAACAAGUAUAAAAUGCAUGGAAAGCUAAUUUUAAUUAUGAUUUUCCUAUGCUAUUAACUUCCUCCAAAACUGGAGAAGGUCUUAAGGAGGCUUUUCAAACAGCCUUUGAAUUAGGAGCAAAGGCUAAAUAGGAUUCCACUAUAUAACAAGAUUAUACAUCUUAAAUUAAACAACAACCAUAAAACUAAAAGGUUAUUGCCUUAAUCUCUAAUACUACAACUCCAAAGGGCAGUGAAUUGAAUCCUAAAUCUGAAUCAAGUUGCUGUUGA
This is a messenger RNA of Paramecium tetraurelia, 669 nucleotides long. RefSeq lists its product as uncharacterized. Lineage: Eukaryota; Ciliophora; Oligohymenophorea; Peniculida; Parameciidae. Gene Ontology annotation, molecular function: GTPase activity; GTP binding. The record is from RefSeq and is a predicted model, not a curated record. The transcript has 3 exons.